UGCACUGUUCCUAAUGAACAUCCAAGAACUGAGCUGUCUGCACUGCUUUUGAAGUGACAGCUCAGACACUGGACAUAAAAGACUAACAAAAAAAGAAGCUUAAAGGAUGGACAAGCAAGAUAGCACUGGUCUUAAGCCCGCCAAAUCUUGGAUCGAAGAGGUCUUCAGUAAAAGAGAAUGUGCACAUAUUAUUCCCAGCUCAAAAGAUAUACACAGAUGUCCUGCAGGAUGCCAGGUGUGCCAUAAUUUAAUCAGGUGCUGCUGUGGACGGCUGAUUGGAGAGCACCCAGAGGUAGAAUGCAGCUGGCCUGUUUAUCAGGCUGGUUCGCAGAGUGAUGGUGGAGAAUGGUCUGUGCAAAAACACACAAAGAUGAGUCCAACAGAUGCAUUUGGUACAAUCAAUUUUCAAGAUGGAGACCACACUUACCAUGCCAAGUAUAUUAGACUUUCUUAUGAUAGCAAUUUGGAUCAGCUGUUGCACCUGAUGGUUAAAGAAUGGCAGAUGGAAUUGCCAAAGCUAGUGAUCUCUGUUCAUGGAGGAAUUCAAAAUUUCAAGCUUCCCUCAAAGGUCAAGCAGGUUUUCAGCAAAGGGCUGGUGAAGGCAGCUGAGUCUACAGGAUCAUGGAUAAUUACAGAAGGCAUCAACAGCGGAGUGUCCAGGCAUGUGGGGGAUGCACUGAAAGGCCGUGCCUCACCACACCUGAGAAAGAUCUGUGCUAUUGGGAUUCCUCCUUGGGGUAUCAUUGAGAAUCAGAGGGAUCUCAUUGGAAAAGAUGUAGUUUGCCUGUACCAGACCCUUGGUAACCCGCUCAGCAAGCUGAGUACGCUCAACAGCAUGCAUUCUCAUUUUCUAAUGGCAGAUGAUGGAACAGUAGGCAAGUAUGGGAAUGAAAUGAUGCUCAGGAGGAAUUUGGAGAAGUACAUAUCACUUCAAAAAGUACACACAAGAAUGGGCCAAGGUGUACCCAUAGUUGGGCUCGUGCUGGAAGGGGGCCCCAGUGUGAUCCUGAUGGUGUGGGAGUACGUGAGGGCCAGCCCAGCUGUCCCAGUGGUGGUCUAUGAGGGCACUGGCAGAGCUGCAGAUAUCCUGGCUUUUACCCACAAACACAUGGGUGAUACUGGGUGA
Hirundo rustica (Barn swallow) is the source of this 1126-nucleotide messenger RNA. RefSeq names its product transient receptor potential cation channel subfamily M member 6-like. The transcript has 8 exons. NCBI's taxonomy places the organism in Eukaryota, Metazoa, Chordata, Aves, Passeriformes, Hirundinidae. Bases 107 to 1126 code for a protein of 339 amino acids. The record is from RefSeq and is a predicted model, not a curated record. Gene Ontology annotation, biological process: monoatomic cation transmembrane transport. Gene Ontology annotation, cellular component: apical plasma membrane. Gene Ontology annotation, molecular function: monoatomic cation channel activity.